GCUCUGGCCACGCAAUGCUCCUUUAAAAUGACUUCAAUUCUCUCCUGGUUCCGACGGCUAUAUUCUCUGGAUACGUUGGAUACUCGUUUCAUUAUCUCGUCAAAUACUCCGCUGAAGGCCGUCGCUGCUGACACGCGAUCUGCUCCCGCCAAAGAUGCCCGCGCAAAUGCAAUUGCCAGCAAUGCUGCUCCUCCUAAGUGGCGCACGCCUGAGUUCUGGGUAUACUAUGUCAUCUUUCUCAUCGCGGUACCGUUGAUGUUCAAAACGGUUAUCGAAGUGUCACAGGAGAGUCAUCCAACCUAUCCAACAUACUCUCAUUUACUGUCCCCUGGCUGGAUAGCUGGGCGCCAAGUGGACAAUUCGGAUGCGCAGUAUUCCAGCUUCCGGGAUAACAUUCCCUACCUGCUUGCCCUUUUGGUUGCCCACCCACUACUCCGUCGUGUCUACGAACAUUUUGUACAACCGGUCGAUGCAGGCUCGACUCAAUCAAAGACCAAUGCGACUACAGCUCAGGGAGACGCUCGCCUGGCUCGCCGGGUCCGAUUUGACUUUUAUUUCGCCCUGAUUUUUAUCGUUGCUCUCCAUGGCGUAUCUGCCAUAAAGGUGCUCGGUAUAUUAUAUGUAAACUACAAGAUUGCGAAGUCGCUUCCACGGCAAUAUGUGCCUACUAUUACUUGGACAUUUAACAUUGCGAUACUGUUUGCGAAUGAACUCUGCACAGGCUACCCCUUCGAGCGCAUAGCCACCAUGCUGGUGUCUUCAGCAGAUAGCGCCGGGCAGGACUCUCCUCUAGUCCUAUGGGGUCGAUAUAUCGAUAGUUUUGGGGGCUUCAAUAUGGAUUACUAUUGGAGCCUUGAUUAUCCAGCCUCGAGUCCCAUUGAGAAACAAGCUGAUCCCACGGCACUAUCGGAGCGCGAUCGUGUGAACAUCCCGGCAGAGCCCGGCCCCAUUUUAACAUUCAACGACUAUAUUUCACAACAGCGAUUCCAACCUCUAUCUCUUACCAGAUCCCGUGUUACUCGCUACGCCGUCCGUUUCCUUUUGACCGUACUGGCCAUGGAAUUCAUCCUCCAUUUCAUCUACGCAGUGGCCAUCUCCCAAGCACACCCGGACUGGUCAUUGUAUAGCCCUGGCCAGCUCAGCAUGCUAGGCUUCUUCAACCUUCACAUCAUUUGGCUGAAGCUCCUAAUUCCAUGGCGAUUCUUCCGGCUCUGGGCCCUAGUCGACGGCGUCGACCCACCAGAGAACAUGGUCCGCUGCGUCUCAAACAACUACUCCGCAUUCGCCUUCUGGCGCGCCUGGCACCGCUCAUUCAACCGCUGGAUCGUGCGCUACGUCUACGUGCCCCUAGGUGGAGGAAGAGGUCGAGCACGUGGCGACGAUAACAAAUCAUCAUCUGUACUCUUUGCCAAAGCCCGCCAGAUCUUCAACUUCCUCAUCGUCUUCACCUUCGUUGCUCUUUGGCACGACCUCAACCUCCGUCUCCUCAUGUGGGGAUGGCUCAUUACACUCUUCGUUCUCCCCGAGAUCAUCGCUACUCUCCUCUUCCCCGCGCACAAAUGGCGUUCCCGUCCGAAUACAUACCGCGUCCUUUGUGGUAUUGGUGCAGUAGGGAACAUUCUCAUGAUGAUGAUUGCCAAUUUGGUCGGGUUUGCUUUGGGCUUGGACGGAAUCCAGGGCUUGCUUAGCGAGAUGCUGGGGUCUUAUUCCGGUCUGGUUUACCUGGCUACGGCCUGUGCCGCGCUAUUUGUGGGGGUCCAGGUUAUGUUUGAAAUCCGGCAAGAGGAGUUACGAGCUGGUAUCAACUUGAAGUGUUAA
Molecule: messenger RNA, 1818 nt
Organism: Aspergillus bombycis
Lineage: Eukaryota; Fungi; Ascomycota; Eurotiomycetes; Eurotiales; Aspergillaceae
Product: putative glycerol:H+ symporter (Gup1)
Exons: 6
Biological process (GO): GPI anchor biosynthetic process
Cellular component (GO): endoplasmic reticulum
Source: RefSeq, a predicted model, not a curated record